CUCCCAGCCCCCUUCCGGCCGGCACACAUGGUCUCCAAGUUCAACUUUGCCGCCCUGGCCACCCUGGUCACCGGCGGCUCGUUCUCCUUCCUCUCCUCCUCCGCCCCUUCGGCUUCGUCCGCCGCUCCGCCCUCGGCUGCCUCCGCCACCGCUCCGCCCGCUCCGCCCGUGCUGCCUGCUCCGCCCGCUCCACCUGGCUCGGCAUCGGUUCCGGUCGCGCCGCCUGCAUCCGGCCAUGGCUCGACACCGUCGUUCAUGUCGUCGCUCUCGCGGCCAGUUCGCCCGCGUCCGCCGGGUGCCGCUACGCUCCGACGCGGGGCGGCGACGCUGGCGCGCGAUGGCUCGCAGAACGCACCACAGACAGCCACAGGCUAUGGAGCAUGGCUGACUGCAGCAGGCAAGGCCGUGCUGGGAGUCACCGCUCUUGGAGGCGCAGGUGCGCUCGCUGUCUACGCCUACAACUGGCACAAAGCCCGCGUCCAGGCUGAUGUGCGCAAGCGAUCUGAGCAGCUCCAUCGCGAACGUGUGGCGGCGCUCGUGACCGGCUCGCCCGUCCCCGACGAGUACGUCGACCCAAUCACCCUCGAGCUGAUGAGCGACCCGGUCCUCACCGCCGACGGCCACACUUACGAGCGCGCCGCUAUCGAGCGGUGGCUCGCCGACCACAACACCUCCCCCAAGACCGGCCUCCCACUUCCGUCCAAGGAUCUCAUCCCCAACUACGCACUCCGCAACGCUAUCCAGCGGUUCGAGGCCGAAGUCCUCGCCGCCGCCGCAGACUACGAGAUCGACAACCUCAAGCCGGUCGAUCCGAAGGACACUCUCGGCCUUGCUGUCUCCUUCCACUCGUGAACCGAGUCGAGGAUGCUCCCGUCCCUCCCCCCUCCUCCUCUCUGGCCCUUGCGUCAUGUAGACCGACUCGGACUCGGCUGCCCAGUGUCCACACGAGGAGGGCAACAAAGACAACGAGGUGAAGUGCCUUGACCUUGAAGCAUCCCUGCCCCAUAUCCACCGCCCAAACGUCUUGCUCAUCCCCUCCCUCUACGCGCAGAUCCAAGCAUCAGGCACAUUGUGGCGG
Messenger RNA from Thecamonas trahens ATCC 50062, 1078 nucleotides. RefSeq lists its product as uncharacterized. Gene Ontology annotation, molecular function: ubiquitin-protein transferase activity. The transcript is spliced from 2 exons. The record is from RefSeq and is a predicted model, not a curated record. Gene Ontology annotation, biological process: protein ubiquitination. Lineage: Eukaryota; Apusomonadida; Apusomonadidae. The coding region runs from base 28 to 852 and encodes 274 amino acids.